Molecule: messenger RNA, 738 nt
Organism: Acanthocheilonema viteae
Lineage: Eukaryota; Metazoa; Nematoda; Chromadorea; Rhabditida; Onchocercidae
Source: the annotation of a GenBank genome assembly
AUGGGUCGUGAUUGGCUUUUCACCGAGGAACAACUUGCAAAUACACCAUCUAGAAGAGAUGGAGUUGAUCGUGCCGAGGAAGACAGACUGAGAAGAGAGGGAAUUAAACUUAUUGUCGAGAUUGGCAGCGGUUUGAAAUUACAGCCAAAUCCAACACUGGCAACAGCAGCUGUUUAUUUUCAUCGUUUCUACAUGUUCCAUUCUUUCAAGGAGUUCCAGAAACACCUAACAGCUUUGGGUUGUUUAUUUUUGGCUGGAAAGGUCGAAGAGACACCAAAGAAAUGCAGAGACAUUGUAUUGAUUGCAAAAGAAAAGUAUCCUGACUUGUAUAAUAUGAAGAAUGCGAUUGAGGAGGUAAUGGGUAUCGAACGAGUUCUUUUGCAAACAAUUAAGUUUGAUCUUCAUGUGGAUCAUCCAUAUACGUUUCUCCUACAAUAUCAGAAAGUUUUCAAAUUGGAUCGGGAAAAGAAGCAGACGAUACUGCAGAAUGCGUGGACAUUUGUUAAUGAUUCAAUAUCAACAACAUUAUGUCUUAUGUGGGAACCAGAAGUGAUUGCCAUUUCGCUGAUAUAUAUGGCUUUAAAAAUGACGAAACUGGAUAACUGUGACUGGGUUGAUAGGCAGCCAGGUGAACAGUGGUGGGAUCAGUUUGUUGCCAAUUUAACUUCUGAUAUGAUGGAAGAUGUUUGUCACAAAGUGCUUGAUUAUUAUACGAUUACGAAGACUGAAAGUCGGUGA